GUUUUCAGACAAGAAAGAAAGGCUGAUGCAUCUUAAAACCAAACAGAGAGAAUUCCAAAAACAUGUUUUGAAGGCCAUGGAAGGGAAAGAGAUAACUGAUCAGCUGAGAUGGAAAAUAAUGUCUUGCAAGAUGAGGAUUGAGCAGCUGAAACAGACCAUUUGCAAAGAAAAUGAUGAAAUGACAAGACACGCAGAGGGACUUCUGAGAAUUAAAGAGGAGAACCAGAGGCAUUAUCGCAGGGCUCAGCGGCAUCAGGAGAAGAAAGAGAAGAUGCAGAGGCAUAACCGCAAGCUGGGAGACUUGGUAGAGAAAAAAACCUACGACUUGAAAACCCAGUAUGAGCAUCUGGCGAAUCUUCGUCGGACGUAUAUCCUGGAGCUAACAUCAGUCAUAUUUCCCAUUGAAGAAGUAAAGACAAACAUGAGAGAUCCUGCAGAUGUGUCGUCUGAGAGUGACAAUGCUAUGACCUCUAGCACUGUGAGCAAGCUCGCGGAAGCCAGGAGAACCACGUAUCUCUCUGGGAGAUGGGUGUGUGAUGAUCAUAACGGGGACACCAGCAUCAGUAUCACAGGGCCUUGGAUAACCCUUCCUAAUAAUGGAGACUAUUCAGCAUAUUACAACUGGGUGGAAGAGAAGAAGACUACGCAAGGACCAGAUAUGGAACAUAAUAACCCUGCUUAUACCAUCAGUGCUGCAUUGUGCUAUGCAACUCAGCUUGUUAACACUUUGUCUCUCAUACUUGACGUAAAUCUUCCCAAGAAGCUCUGCAACAGUGAGUUCUGUGGAGAGAAUCUCAGCAGACGCAGGUUCACGCGGGCAGUGAAGAAGCUGAAUGCUAAUAUCCUUCACCUUUGCUUCUCUCAGCAUGUAAAUCUGUUGCACCCACUGCAUACGCUCAGGAACCUUAUGUACCUGGUCAGCCCAGACACUGAGAACUUGGGCAGGUCUGGGCCUUUCGAAAUCAGUGCUGAUCUCGAAGACUCCAUGGAGUUUGUGGAUCCCAACGCCACCGGCGAAACAGAUGAGAGCGGAGACGAGCACGUCAGCGAUGAAGAGACGGACCUGGGGACAGACUGGGAGAAUCUGCCGAGCCCCAGGUUCUGCGAUAUCCCUUCUCAGCAGGUGGAGAUGCUGCAGAGCCAGAGCACGCAGGUAUCUCAGCCCAUCGCCAGCAGCAGCGCUGGUGGGAUGAUCUCGUCCGCUGCUGCCUCGGUGACCUCGUGGUUGAAGGCGUACACUGGACAUCGCUAA
This is a messenger RNA of Balearica regulorum gibbericeps (East African grey crowned-crane), 1252 nucleotides long. NCBI's taxonomy places the organism in Eukaryota, Metazoa, Chordata, Aves, Gruiformes, Gruidae. The record is from RefSeq and is a predicted model, not a curated record.